AUGGAAUAUCAGAUAUUGAAAAUGUCUCCCAGCCUGUUCAUCCUUCUGUCUCUCACACCUGGUGUUUUAUGCAUUUGUCCUCUCCAAUGUAUAUGCACCGAGAGGCACAGGCGUGUGGACUGUUCAGGCAGAAACUUGACUACAUUACCAUCUGGACUGCAACAGAAUAUUAUCCAUUUAAACUUGUCUUAUAACCACUUUACUGAUCUGCAUAACCAGUUAACCCAGUACACCAAUCUGAGGACCCUGGACAUUUCAAACAACAGGCUUGAAAGCUUGCCUGCUCAGUUACCUCGGUCCCUCUGGAAUAUGUCUGCUGCUAACAACAACAUUAAACUGCUUGAAAAAUCUGAUACUGCUUAUCAGUGGAACCUUAAAUACCUGGAUGUUUCUAAGAAUAUGCUGGAAAAGGUUGUCCUCAUUAAAAAUACACUAAGAAGUCUCGAGGUUCUCAACCUCAGUAGUAACAAACUCUGGACAGUUCCAACCAACAUGCCCUCCAAACUACACACCGUGGACCUGUCUAACAAUUCCUUGACACAAAUCCUUCCAGGAACAUUAAUAAACCUGACAAAUCUCACACAUCUUUACCUGCACAACAAUAAGUUCACAUUCAUUCCAGAUCAAGCUUUUGACCAACUCUUUCAGUUGCAAGAGAUAACCCUUUACAAUAACAGGUGGUCAUGUGACCACCACCAAAACAUUACUUAUUUACUUAAGUGGAUGAUGGAAACAAAAGCCCAUGUAAUAGGGACUCCCUGUUCUAGCCAAAUAUCAUCUUUGAAGGAACAUAACAUAUACCCCACACCUUCUGGAUUUACCUCAAGCUUGUUCACUGUAAGUGGGAUGCAGACAGUGGACACCAUUAACUCUCUGAGUACGGUAACUCAGUCCAAAGUGACCAAAAUACCCAAACAAUAUCGAACAAAGGAAACAACAUUUGGUGCCACUCUAAGCAAAGGUACCACCUUGACUAGCACUGACAAGGCUUUUGUGCCCUAUCCAGAAGAUACAUCCACAGAAACCAUCAAUUCACGUGAAGCAGCCGCUGCAACUCUAACUAUUCAUCUCCAAGAUGGAAUGGUUACAAACACAAGCCUCACUAGCUCAACAAAAUCAUCCCCAACACCCAUGACCCUAAGUAUUACUAGUGGCAUGCCAAAUGAUUUCUCUGAAAUGCCUCAACAAAGCACAACCCUUAACUUACGGAGGGAAGAGACAACCACAGAUGGAAAGACACGCUUACCUUCUGUGGCAAGUGCUUGGAAAGCAAAUGCUUCGUUUCUCUUAAUGCUCAAUGCUGUGGUCAUGCUGGCUGUCUGA
Molecule: messenger RNA, 1323 nt
Organism: Budorcas taxicolor (takin)
Lineage: Eukaryota; Metazoa; Chordata; Mammalia; Artiodactyla; Bovidae
Gene: OMG
Product: oligodendrocyte myelin glycoprotein
Exons: 1
Coding region: 1-1323 (440 amino acids)
Biological process (GO): neuron projection regeneration
Molecular function (GO): protein binding
Source: RefSeq, a predicted model, not a curated record